AUGGGAACGCAGAUCUUAGAGGAUUCGAAGCUGAACAUGGAAGCUACGGAGAGAAGAGUAAAAAAAAAAAAAAGGAGGAAAAGUGCGAAGAAUUUGACAAGCUCCAGAAAUUUCGUGGCAAAUGGCCAGCAUUACGAAGCUGCAGUGAAGUUAGCAGAGAACGAGAAUACAGGGAGGAAGAAGAAGAAAAUGAUGGUUGAAACUGAGGAAAUGAGCAAUCUUGACCCAAAAAGAGAACCAAAACCUGCAUUGGAAGAAGAAAGGAACAAGAAGAAGAAAGAUAAGGAGAAACAUAAAAGGGAUCCAAAAGAAGUCAUUUUGGAAAUCUCAGAUAAAAGGCAGAGAAACAAUUUGGGCAUCGAAGAAGAAAUUGGGGGAGCAAAGGAUCAAAAUGAGCAGAUCAUGAAGAAAAAGAAGAAACAUUAA
Molecule: messenger RNA, 426 nt
Organism: Zingiber officinale
Lineage: Eukaryota; Viridiplantae; Streptophyta; Magnoliopsida; Zingiberales; Zingiberaceae
Product: protein FAM133-like
Exons: 1
Coding region: 1-426 (141 amino acids)
Source: RefSeq, a predicted model, not a curated record